AUGGUCACAGCCCAGAGCUCUCCCUCAAUGCUAUCGGACCCAAACUUCUACAUCCGAACCUCUCGUCUGAUUCUCCUACCCACUCCCUUGGCCAUAAAAUGCCUCGCUUACAGGGAACUAUACUCUUCCCUUCAUCGAAACCCUGAAUUUACAUCGAUGGCUUUUGGGGCAUCUUGGGGAAUCAAGGAUUGGGAUGUCGAUUCCAUCGUUUUCAUCAUCUCACGCGAAGUACAGAAUUCAUGGUGGAAGAGAGGGAUGGGAGAUUUUGCUAUUGGGUUACGCGAUGACAUGUCGGACUUACCAAAGACGAAAGAGACUGGCGAAGGUUUAUGGCAGGAGGUGGAAGUUGAUGAUGUGGAGGCUUUUGAUCAUGUUUAUUGGAUAGGUUAUGUGGGUCUUAGAGAUGCGACGACGACGUCUAUGCCCAACGAGGAAACUUCUGUUCCUAGCGAGCGGGAUUGGAAAGAGAUGAUUGAAUUGAGAUAUGGAUUCCAUCCUGAUUUUUGGGGCAAGGGAUAUGGAACUGAAGCUGCGCGGGCGGUGAUGAGAUGGGGAGAGACUAGCAGGGGAGCCGAGCGGUUCAUUGCAGAAACCGAGAAAGCGAAUGUUGGCAGUGGAAAGGUACUGAGCAAGCUAGGAUUUUCGGGUGUGGGAGACGAGAUUAUCUGGGGUAUGGAGGGGACCAAGGAAUGGAAGAGAUGGGCUGGAAAGUAA
Molecule: messenger RNA, 714 nt
Organism: Aureobasidium subglaciale EXF-2481
Lineage: Eukaryota; Fungi; Ascomycota; Dothideomycetes; Dothideales; Saccotheciaceae
Exons: 1
Coding region: 1-714 (237 amino acids)
Molecular function (GO): acyltransferase activity, transferring groups other than amino-acyl groups
Source: RefSeq, a predicted model, not a curated record